CAGUGCAGCAGAAAUCUACAGCUGCGGAGCUAAAAUGGAAUAAAUGUCAGCCUCCGGGGAAAAGUACCAUCCCGUGGGAAAGGAGACAGCCGAAGAACAGCCCUGAGGCAGGUUUCAGAGCCGAGGAAGCAGAGGGCGAGCGGCAGCACCCUGAGAUUGCAGGCAGUGGGCAGAGCCAGCCCUCGGCUCCCUGCAGCCGCAGGUCUGUGCAGAGCUGCCAGAGAUGCAGCGUCAGAGGCGGCUCCCGCUGCUGCCAGAGGGACCGGCGGGGCUCGAGCCGAGCCAGAACCAGGUGUGACCCCGGCAAAGAGGCAGAAAGGACCUUUGGAGAGGCUCGGAGUGCCUUGUCUGCUGGACCGGCAGGACGAUGGAGAGCACGGGAGGGCCGUAUCUGAACACAGCCGCGGUGACCUCCCCGGUGGGCAUAGCUCGACUGCUGCAGAUGACCUUCGGAUGCGCCACCUUCAGCCUGGUGGCUCACCAAGGGGGGUUCAGUGCCGCCUAUGGCACCUUCUGCAUGUUUGUCUGGACCUUCUGCUUCGCCGUCACCGUGUUCAUCAUCGCCUGCGAGUUCACACGCCUGCACAGCUGCCUGAGCCUCUCCUGGGGAAACUUCACGGCUGCUUUUGCCAUGCUGGCCACGCUCAUGUCCAUCACGGCCGCAGUGAUCUACCCGCUCUACUUCGUGCAGGUGGGCUGUUACCCCAUCGGCUGCCAGGUCCGGGAUUUCCGCAUCGCCGCCAGCGUCUUCGCGGGCCUCCUGUUCGUCACCUACGCUGCCGAGGUGUUCUUAACCCGGGCCAAACCGGGACAGGUCACCAGCUACAUGGCCACCAUCUCUGGCCUCUUGAAAAUCGUCCAGGCCUUUGUGGCCUGCAUCAUCUUUGGGGCACUGGUGAAUGACAGCCAGUACGGUAAAUACGUAGCGACGCAGUGGUGUGUGGCUGUCUACAGCUUUUGCUUUGUGGUGACAGUGGUGGUGGUGGCCUUCAGUGUCACAGGUAAGACUGCCUUGCUGUGGUUCCCUUUUGAGCGUUUUGUGGUCAUCUACACCUUUGGGGCAGUGCUGCUCUACGCGAGUGCUGCGGUCAUCUGGCCAGUGUUCUGCUUUGACAGCAAGUAUGGCUCCCCACGACGCCCCGGCCUCUGUGCCAAGGGAAAGUGCCCCUGGGACAGCCAGCUGGUGAUUGCCAUCUUCACCUAUGUCAACCUGCUGCUCUAUGUCUUGGACCUGGCGUACUCCCAGCGCAUCCGUUUUGUCUCACACAUCUGAACCAUGGGCUGGCCUCUGUGGAGGUUGUGUGUGAGUCCCUGCAGGUGCAGAGGGACAGGGCCAGGGGCAGAGAGGUGCUGGGCAGGCAUGCACACACCACCAUCGGCCAAACUUCAAGUGAGGACUGACUACACUAAGAAAUUAAUGACCUGGAGCAGGUGGGCUGCAGCUGACACAGCCCAGCCCACCUCCCCCGUGGUUCUGCCUCACCUGCCAGAGGCCAGCACAAAAGAAUGGCACAGCUCCACAUGCAUCUACAGGCAGCAGGAGUGCUUGUAGCCACAGCAGUGGGGCUGCAGGCUACCAGGUUACUGAGCCAAACAUUAGGAAAGACAUCAAAGAUUUUGAAACUGUUAAACCAGCGCCUAUCGGUAACCAAGUGACUGCUCAGGAAGUGGAAAAGAUAAAAGCUGCAUGAAGGAACACCAGUUCAGGAGAUGAAAAUCAAUCCCUUAGAGUUUGGGUUAGUUUGGACGGUGUUGGGAGAUGUGGAAGGCCUGCAAGUGUGGGCAGUUCCAGUCUGGGUGUUUCUGAGAAGAGCAUCAUAGCCAUAACAGUAUUUUGAAGGUUGCCAGUCUUUUCCCUUCCUCUCCUUUGCUGUCUAGCACAGAAAAGGAAUAUCCUCAAGUGCACACUUUGCAGGAGGCCUAUUUAAUGUAAUACUCCUAUUUAGCAAACACUGAGUCACUACAGAAAUGAAAAUUUGUAAAGUUGGGGCUCUACUGCUGAGAAUCAGGAUGCAGAGCAGAGCCAGCCUGCAAAGUGACUGAGUGUGACCUUGGCACGUGCUCUGUCUUGAUCCAUGGGCCACCAUUUCUUUACACUGGGGUCAAGGUUUUUUUUCUGGAGGCUUGAAGAUAAAUGCUGGGGCAUGGCAAAGGGGAGGCAGAGAUUGACUGAUCUCACAGUGCUGCAUAGGAGACCCAGCCGGGCGGGGAGGGGGCACGGAGAGGACGGGACAUGACAGAACUUGUGCACGGUGCCCCAGAGCAGCUCGGGAUUCCUGAGCACUCUGCAUCACUGGGGAGCCCAAUUUCCCAGACCCACCCCUGACAAAACACCCACUUUAAAGUUCCACACUUCUCAGCUCAGAUUUCAGGCCCCACAGGAAUCUUUAUUUGUUGCAGGGAGAAGCCAGAGUGUCCAAGUGCUUGGGCAGCACAUGCAGACUUGAGUGCUUUGAUUAAAAUCUCCAGUAGCUGCCUGUCAGAAGCAAGAUUUUUUUUUAACCAAAACAAAAUAAAGGUGAAUGACAGAUGUACACU
Haemorhous mexicanus (house finch) is the source of this 2538-nucleotide messenger RNA. It is a transcript of the gene MYADML2, whose product is annotated as myeloid associated differentiation marker like 2. NCBI's taxonomy places the organism in Eukaryota, Metazoa, Chordata, Aves, Passeriformes, Fringillidae. Bases 368 to 1273 code for a protein of 301 amino acids. The record is from RefSeq and is a predicted model, not a curated record. Gene Ontology annotation, cellular component: membrane. The transcript has a single exon.